AUGACUAAAGUUGACGAACCGCAUGGUACCUACCCUAUCUACAACACACCUUCCCAGUCAUUGGAAGGAUUUCCGUUCGAUAUCAUUUCGACGACGACGACAUUCUGCGUUGCCAACGAACUCCUCUGUCGUAUUCGGAAUAAAGUCCCGCAAUCAAUGGCGCGUAGUGCGCUCGAUAUCGAGAUAGCUCUGAUUAGCUUCAUCACUUCGCGCUGGAAGGUCUUCCACCACGUGACGGAGCUGUUCAUCCUGGUGCCGGCGCUGCUCGGCCUCAAGGGCAACCUGGACAUGUGCCUGGCGUCGCGGCUCUCGACGCAAUCGAACCUCGGCAACAUGUCCAGCACCCGGGAAAUCAUCCACAUGAUCGUGGGCAAUAUCGCACUGGUGCAGGUGCAAGCGACGGUGGCGGCGUUCAUCGUGUCCCUGUUCGCCAUGGGCGUCGGGGCGGCCAUGAACGGGCGGUUCCUGUUCGACCACGCCAUGCUGCUGACCGCGUCGAGCAUGUUCACCGCGACGUCGUCGUGCUUUGUACUAGACUUUGUAUUAGUGGCUGUGAUUUUACUGUCUAAUAAGUUCAAAAUGAAUCCGGAUAACCUGGCAACACCGUUGGCCGCCUCGAUCGGUGAUGUGGUUUCCAUUAGUUUACUUUCCUUCAUAGCGUCGCUGCUAUUUGAACAUCUAGACACUCACCUCUGGAUAACAUUUGUCGUGGUUACCUGUUAUUUUAUUCUGUUACCAUUUUGGGUAUUUUUAGUAUUUAGAAACAAGUACACGCGGCCUGUAUUGACAACUGGAUGGGUGCCCGUUCUGUCGGCCCUCUUCAUCAGUGGAUUGGGUGGCCUCGUGUUGGAUAAGGCCGUCGAAGUUUUCAAAGGUUUCGUCGUGUUCCAGCCCAUCAUCAACGGCAUCGGUGGCAACCUGGUAUCCGUUCAGGCGAGCAAAAUCUCCACCAUGCUCCACCAGAGUUCGAUCAUUGGCAUCAUUCCGCCGCACGCCAAGAUCUUCGAAAUGCCGUGGAAGGCACUGUUCAAGGGAGUUCCUUACGCCAAAACUGCUAGAAUUCUGAUCCUCAUGUCAAUUCCCGGACAAGUGCUGUUCAUCUUCGUUGCUGACUACAUCCACAUGUCCGAAUCAACCAUUGGUGCUCCGUUUGUGUUAUCGUACAUGCUCGUCAGCUUGAUACAGGUUAUGUUGCUCCUGUACAUCGCCCAUAUCAUCAUCCAUGCCAUGUGGAAGUGGAAGAUCGACCCGGACAACUCGGCCAUCCCGUACCUGACGGCGUUGGGCGACCUGCUGGGAUCGAGUCUGCUGGCGUUGGCGUUCUUGUUCCUACAGUCCAUCGGACACUCGUACGGCGAAACGGUGGAGGAGUUCGGCGCCGCCGUGGCCACCACCAUGUCCUUCAGUCCGGUGGAUAUCGAUUUGAGCAAGAAUUUCGCUCCACAGUUGGCCUAGCCGGGUGUUCUUCAGUUUCUUUACUGGAUUUUUGUUUCUGUUUGCUAUCGCACUUCUUCCAAUCAACAUCCGGUUUUUUUUUUGGUUAGUGUUCCAUAGUAGUUUCUGUUGUCUCCAUUGCGCACAUUUAGAACUCGUAGAACUAAGUAAUUUAGUUUAGCAAGAAUAUGUUUCAGUCAGCAAAUGGGUUAUGAGUUGUCUGUGUUCGUAAACGUAAAAAAGGGCUUUAAUCAACAGAAAUAUAGGAGAAAGUUUUAGAACAACAAGUGUGAGUUAGCCAAAGAUUAUUUAAAACCAGAACAUGUGUUGCAAAGAAAUAUUCAACGCCAACAAUUGCCAAUAGUAUCAUUCGAAAUGAACGCCAUACACUGUGAAAAAAAUGAAUAAAUAACACGAUUGUCAAUAUUCUGCAAUUGCUUUUACAAGAAUCAGUAGCUUUCGAAAUGUUGAACAAAUGAACUUAUUCUGUGUAGACAAGCUCUUGAACAAUAACAAGCAUGAAAGUUAAUCAUUGUCUGGGAAUGUACUGAAUUUUCAUUUUCUUUUCAAACAAGCAUCGGGAAACCAAGAAACUUUAAUUUAAAAAAAUAAAUAAAAGGUCUUCGGCUAAAAAAUUUUGGUUACACAGUAAUGAUUUCAUUGAUAAUUUUCUUGCAAUCAUGUGAAAAUAUAAAAAUGAUACUAUCCUUUUCGAACGAUAACACAAAUUCGCAGUUAUGCCAUUGUAUAGAGAAACUCCUCAGUGUCAUAAAAUAGCAUAACAAACAAACAACCUACAUUAGACAUUGCUGGCUUUGUCACAUCAUAGGAGACAGAUUUGUAGUGCCUCUAAUUGCUAUCGAUUCAUUAGUUUGUGGUAGAAUGGGACAAACUCGACCCAAAAGACACACAUCACACAUCAUUGCCUUCUUCCGUCUAGAAAAAAAAUAUGAAAAUCUGUCCCAGCAGCAUCCAUAGUCCACGCUCACCCACAACAGAUAGAUGGUAGUUUAUGUUCUUCAUCAAAGCACAGCACUGAACCCUGGAAAAGUGUAAUACAUAUAUUUAUUAUACGAGACAAUAAGCGAAUGAAAGAUAAAUUGUGUUGGCAGUCCUCAAAUAUCCUUAACUAAAACAGCUGUAAAACUAAAAUCAAGAAUGCUGCAGGUGAAAAAAAACAUAACUAACGGAGUAAAGAAUGUGAUAAUAAUUAAAAACAAAUGCGAGACUGUGAGGCAAGAAGCGGAGAUAAUCGGAAGAGAGAAGUGUAAAACUUAAAAAAAAAAUACUAGAUUACUACCAAAUGAAAGAAUGAAUGUAACAACCCGCGAAGAUAUCAGGUAUGAGCAUAAGCGCAAGAAAAAAAAAUACACGAAUUGAUCGGUACACACGCAUUCAGGGCAGGUUUAGGAGCGUACGAAUAUUUUUGUCUCAGAUGGGAAAAUCUAUAUUGAAACAAUCUGGCAACACUGUAUAAUCAAAACCAACACUACUGGAAUGAUAUGAGUUCGAGUUAGCCAAAGGAAAAGAGAACAAGCAACACAUAAAGAAGAUAAUUCUGCAAUAAAAAGAAUCAAUGUAUUUAAUCAAAUAUGAACAAACAACAACAGUUUUAACUGAAGAAAAAAUCCUAAUAAGCUGAAUAGCAUACUGUAAUUGAGUUCACAUAUUGAAUCGUCUAAAUGAGAUAACAAACUGAAUCAUAGGCAUGGUUAACAAAAAUGAUCCCCAAAUCAACACAUAAAGUAUUAAAAGCGAACCCCUGGAGCAUACAAAAUGUGCAACAGCAGAGAAACAUUUUAAAAUUUAAUUAUUACCCAACACAACACUGACUAAUGCAACGUGAACAGAAACAAUGAGUAACAAAACAUAAAAUAAGUAUCACUUCAACAACCAACCGCAGCUAUACCACGAACAGAAAUAUUGAAGAUGAAUCAUGAAAAAAGCUGAGAAAUGUUGAGUGGAACAUGAAGAAAUAAACUUGUUGCAUUUGAUAACAAUAUCAAGAUGAACGAAAAGAA
Aedes albopictus (Asian tiger mosquito) is the source of this 3455-nucleotide messenger RNA. RefSeq names its product solute carrier family 41 member 1. Gene Ontology annotation, biological process: monoatomic cation transport. Gene Ontology annotation, cellular component: plasma membrane. The record is from RefSeq and is a predicted model, not a curated record. Bases 1 to 1455 code for a protein of 484 amino acids. The transcript has 9 exons. Gene Ontology annotation, molecular function: monoatomic cation transmembrane transporter activity. NCBI's taxonomy places the organism in Eukaryota, Metazoa, Arthropoda, Insecta, Diptera, Culicidae.